CAGGUUUCAGCACAGGAAACUACACUAAUCUCACUUUGUGGUUCUAUAUGACAUGAUACCAACCUCUGCAUUGGGUCUAAUACCUUGUGCUUACAGUGGGGCGUGUAUUCGUUCAUAUACAGGCGAGGUCUUCACAUAUUCAAGACACAUAUAAUACAUGAACGGGGAUGAACAUACCUUCAAACAACGGGGAGCAUACAUAAAGUCCCUAUGCAGUAUUCAAAACAGCGCCUUCUGGUAUACCUGAGCUCUUACGUCAAUGCUAGAAUAAAGCGUGACCCCCCCCCCCCCCUGUAUUCUUGCUCCCCGAAGUUGUUUGUGCCCCUUUAGGCGGACUCAGGGGGCAUUGCCCCCGCCCCCCUUCCCGCUACUCCGUAGACGCCGGCCCUGGUUGAAGCUAAGCUGGAGUGCAGAAAUAAGUGAAGGUGUCUAUUUUCCAACACGGGACACCUAGCGCAUGUGUCGACAAGGGUGCUGAGGAUCCUUGGAAGGAAAGUGCCCGGGACUAUGACAAGGGGAUGCAUCCCCUCGUAAGCCUUCAUCUCUGUGUUGCACGUAUCUCACUCGUGCUGCUUGCGUCGCGUGCUUGCUGUUCUGGACGUCUCACACUAUGGUGGUGUGCAUUGACGUGCGCUGGUUCACCAGAAAGAGGGAAAAGAAGCAUGCGUAUGGGCGAGGUGCGCCGGUUCACCGGGAAAAGCACGGGUAAAGCUAUGAUGUGACGUCAUAUGCACGCCACCUAUAUGAUCCGAAACAGUCAUUCAGAUUUAACAAAUUCAUGAGAAAUAGGGCACUUAUUGGGAUUAGCCAGGAGCCUACGCCUGACUAAGCUUUCCUUCCUUUUUUUAUAAACAUUCCCCCCCAGGAGCCUCAAUUUAGCUGUUACAAGGAAUGCUCAAGCGUCAAGCGCACAUUUUAAAUGAGCCCUUUUAUGAGUUUUAUGAGUUUUCUUGCUCAAAUGUGUCAUCCACUGUGGCUCUUUCUCAUUCAUUUUAUUUUUCAAGCAUGUUGCACUCUCCGCCUGCACCGGUACGACGAAUACCAUCUUUUCAUCUUUUAUUAUCUUUCCAAACGAGGAGAAGACUCUGCUCUAUGAUACGGCGAUAGACUAGUAGACUAUGAUAAACACGGACGCGCGAACGAAGGCAGGCUCGAAGAGCGUGCUCAUUUGCUUGUCAUUUUGGUUUCGUUACUGAUCAUCCUCUCCCAUUUCAGAGCCAAUCAAAUCUUCCUUACCUCCUGAAGAGGAAGUCUGUCCUCGAGCUAUAAAGAGGUCCUAUCGCAUUUCAAAAUGCUUGCAGAAUGCAUGUCUGGUUUCCGUAAGGGUGCUAUAUGUUUAUUAACGAAAAAGAAAGGAAAAGUCAGCAAGACGGAGGUCGGCUGGCUAUUCCAAAAAGAAAAGAGAAAGGAAAAAGAAGAAAAGAAAAGGAAUAUUUCCGUAAGGCCCGAUGUACUUUCGAUGGAGUAUGGGAUCUGGUGGCUUUUGUGGAACAUGAACGUGCUCGUCAUCGUAUCACUGCAGCCGCCUUUUCAGACAUCAAACGAGCGCACGAUACGGUCAGCUACAGCCGCGCCCGCGGGCGCCGUCACGGGGGUGGGUGGGUGCGGAGGCAAGGGGGUUGUUGCCCCCUGGCUUCAUCAAGUAAACACUGCUGUUGCAACACAAACACAAAUUAUUAUUCUUUUUUUCUCUCUACGUUCCAGAAACGUAGGGUUUCUGAGCCAAGACAAUGUAGUUACGGGCGCAGUUGGCGCACAGAGUUCGAUGUAAGAUCCCGUACAGUGAACCCCCCCCCCCAAACAUUAUGCCCUGGCCCCCACCCCUGGAAAAAAAAUAUGGCGACGCCCAUAGCCACGCCCUCUUGCUCUGUACAGCCGAAGGAUCGUUGGAUAGCAGACUACCUCAUCGGCAGGACAUUGUACAUACAUACUGAAGAUGAAGAUAGCGAUCAUCACGAUCUUUCAAGCGGAGUGCCGCAAGGCGGCGUCCUGAGCCACUGGCUUUUCAACGUGGCUAUGGCAAGUUUACCACAUUGUCUGCCCAAAUAUAUGCACAUUAGUAUGUACGCCGACGACAUAUGUCUACGGUCUUCUGGAGAAGAAUUACCAGCAUUGCAGCAGCCCCUCCAGAAUGUACUAGAUUGUAUAGUUGCCUUUUUAACCGAAAGGGGCAGGGAUGUAUCCGCCGAGAAGACUGUGUUUGUUUCCUCUACUCGAAAAAAAAAGGCGGAAAAAAUUUGACUGAGACUUAGUGAUGUCCGAUCUCCGGCUCUUGGAAAUAGUUAUUGAUGCACAGCUUGCAUGGGCAGCUAACAUCAAUCAUCUUAAGGGCAAAGCCAACGCCAUUCAUUGUGGGUUACGUUAAGCGAUGAUUUGACGUUUAGCCAAUAUUGAUCGCGAAGGCGGAGUUUCGUUUCUUUUUUUGUUUAGGUUUUUUUUAUGGGAGUAUCUGAAUUUGUUGUGUGACGAAUUCAAUCUCUCCCUAUUAUUUUUUCGCCAACAUCAACGUCAACGGGGUGAACUGAAGCUGUUGUAGCGGUGAUGAGCGUGUGCUGCAUGGCCUAUUUUAUUGUGAAGAAGGCGUCUAGGCAGGCCAGCUGGUGGAUGAACUCCAUAAUGUAAAAGCCUAAGUCUGAGCACACAGAGGGACGACACGAACACACGACUCAAACCAGCAAAGUUUACUAAUCAUCAUAACACCAUGUACAUAUAGUGACACAGCAUGGGAAAAGAGGGAAAGGACGGUAAAAAGAAAGUCACAUACUCGGCAGAAACGUCAAGCGAAUGCAAGGGUUACACAAGGCGUUGUUAAGCCGGAUGAAUAGCAACGGAAGCAACACUGACGCAGUUUCCCGCAUUGCGGAUCGCCAAAGCCUCUCUAAGAAGUCGCCUUGGUGUAUCUGGUUCCCACGCGAUGAACUGACACAUGUGUUUGUGUUGUCGCUCUGUGUGCCCGGACUCAGGCUUUUACAUUAUGGGAACCUAUUGGACAUUCCUGAUUGGAUGUCAGAGCUCGUUUGUAGGUAAAUGGCAUGUUAUCGAAGCCAGGACUCAUUAGCUGUCCUAGCACUCUAGCUGCGUUUACAUGGAUACUAUGUCGACUAAACGGUCCAGUCGACUGAUGGUCAAAGUCGACUGGCGGCAGUUUACAUGCGGACGACUAAGGCGCCUAAGAGCUCGAUGGAAAUUCAAUCGACUGAUCUUCGACUGAAGCGCCACCCUCAUCUCUGACCCAUAACCUUAUAAUUAGGACAUAUUGCAUACAAACGUCUUAUCGUAUAUGUUCUUUACAUCUAAAACACUUCUGUAGCCUUUCUGCGAACCCACAUUCGAUAAAUAGACUGUCGGCAUUACCAUUCUUUCGGUCCAACUGCGGAAAAAUCUGGCAACAAAUACGCCAAGUUUUGGGAACACAACGCCCGCGGAAGCUAUGGACAAAGUUGUUUUGGUUUUCCUGCUGCUUGCACAGCAAAGCGAGUUUCUUAGCAUGAUCAGCUUGUUACUGAUCCGUCACGUCGCAGCGAUGAUGAUUCUGUUGCACCAACACAACCAAAUGGUGCCGCGCAUACUGUCUGCGACGCCCGACGAUACGGAGACGACGCCACGCUGGACACUCGGAGAAUGGGCAGCUCUGCACGGUAAGGUGUGUGGCGAACUGUGCCGCUCCAGUAUAAUUUUGUAUGGUGCCUGCUUGUCUUGUCCUACUUCCCGUUUUACUUUAUUUUCCGUAUGGGGCCAUGUUUCUGAAGAUAGCGUCCAUCGGCAGCGAUGGGAACAAGGAAAAACUUACAGGAUGCUGUAAUGGUUGUCUGUUGCACAUUUAUUGUAUUGUAGUAUUUUGCUUUUCGCAUGUACUGUUGAACAUCUGAACCGCAUGAUACUCAAAAUAAUGCAUUAAUGUUCGAUUAAAACUACCUAGCCGGCUCGUCUGCAAACUCCGAACUUGAAAACUUUGUGAUGCUUGCUCAAGUGCAGCUGUGCCAUAUUUGUUGCAUUUCUAGCAAGGGUUAAUCUAAUAAAUUUUCUUUAUAUAUAUAUAUUUCUAGCAAAGGUGUAAAAAACUCUGCGAAGUUUAACAAAACGGACUGCGGAGGGACAAACAAAAAACGAACGCCUGUCCGUUUUGUAACAUUUCGCAGCGUUUUUUGCAUCUUUGCCAUGGAAUACCAACUAGCCCAACGGCUUGCGUUAUUUGCAUUUCUAGCAAUGAGAAUAUUGCUGCUAGGAAGGCAGCAGGUACUAAGUGAUGCUACUACACAACAAAGUUCAGCAAGCUAUUGCUCAUGCUUUUGUUUUUCAUGCACCACCAGACAAGCCCAAUUAACCUGUACUGUAUCUCUUCAGACCUGCAAGUCAUAGGGCGUGCAAGACGGCGCAUAUGGAUGUGGACUCGACCAGACGCUUGGUGGGAAAACCUUGUGGCCACUGGUAGCCCGUGCCAGUGGAAGGAGAGCUUCAGGAGUUCGAGGGCAAGUUUUGUACGACUGGUUGCCCUUGUAAGGCCACACAUGUCUCCCGCUCCAAACUGGGUCAGAACGCCAAUGCCAACUGACAAGCGGGUUGCCAUAGCACUGUACAAGUUAGCCAGCUGUGGUGAAUCACGCUGUGCUGCAUCAGUGUUUGGCGUACAUAAAUCGACUGUCCACAAUUGUGUCUACCUGUUUUGCUACACUUUGCGGAAGCACUUUCUGAGCCAGUUCAUCCGCAUGCCUUACCAUGGUACCCACAUUUCUGUUCUCCCUCCAUGGGUGGGCUAUCUGGACAAUGUCAACAGGAAGGGGUGGCCGUCCCUAGUAUUACAAGCUGUUGUGGAUGACAGAAUGAGGUUUGCCUAUGUCAUUUUUUAGCCCGUUCACAACACUUGUACAAGUUUCAUCAACUGCCAUUAUAACUUGUACAAGUGCUAGUUUCGCCAAACAUACUGAUUUGACCCAUAAAUUCACAUAGGGAACAGUUUGCAGGUCCUGCAACAUCUAUUGUGCAUUGCCAGGGUCCGCUCAUGAUGCCUCUGUGCUGGAGUCCUCAAGGCUGUACACAGACAACAGUCAACUUAUUCCACAAGUGCUACAGAGACGUCAGCGGAACCCUGGUUCCAUACGUGAUACUUGGGGACCUGGCAUACCCCUUGUUGCCCUGGCUAAUAAAGCCGUUUCCCCAGAGUCGAAGGCUCACGGCAGAGCAGGAACUGUUCAACGAGCGCCUGAGUGUAGGCAGUGUUAUUGUGGAACAUGCCUUUGGACGACUGAAGAGCAGGUGGCGCUGCGUUUUGAAGCGCACAUACAUCAACUACAAGUUUGUACCAACACUUGUAGCAGCAGUCUGUGUGCUCCAUAACAUUUGCGAGGAAAGCAAUGAGGGCAUCAACCCAAGCUGGGCUGCAGACAUGCAGGACUUAGAACGAACCUUCCCUCAGCCAACACGCCAGUCCCAGGCAGAUGGAGGCAAUGCAGCCGUGCGGGAUGCCCUAUGUGCCUACACAGCAGCCCAUCUGCUUUAAGGUGAGCACUGCGUUUGUCCUCCUCCCUGAGGAUAGCAGAAGAUAGGUAAGCACACAACAGAUCAAUGAAUUGGCAUGGCGUGCCUGAAUGCUACAAAUUCUAUUUUGGUCGUGCAUCAGGGGACCCAUGUGACGUUCUUCAUAGCGACGAGUCUUGUAUUUAUAAUGGCAAAGUCCAGGUACAUGAUUACAUAUUGGUUUUGUGAGGUGAAGUAUAAAUGUGCUGAUGUGCUGGAAAUGAAUUGAUUACAUGCAGCUAAAAGGUAGAAAAAUGAUACAAUCUAUUUUACAUGUACGUUAGGAUAUAUUUAAGAGCAUUCUUUAAAGGCACACACAGACACUACAAACUUGCACAAUACACAAUUUACACAAGCACUGCUUCACACUUUUACAAUAUACACAGUGUUUCACGAAGGGCCCCCGAAGGUCGAAUAAUUUGUGAACAGGUGGUGCCAGCGAAGAUCUUUUUAGUAAAGAUCCUUGGGAGUG
Molecule: messenger RNA, 5986 nt
Organism: Ornithodoros turicata
Lineage: Eukaryota; Metazoa; Arthropoda; Arachnida; Ixodida; Argasidae
Exons: 3
Coding region: 5000-5497 (165 amino acids)
Source: RefSeq, a predicted model, not a curated record